This is a messenger RNA of Frankliniella occidentalis (western flower thrips), 2752 nucleotides long. RefSeq names its product E3 ubiquitin-protein ligase Mdm2. The record is from RefSeq and is a predicted model, not a curated record. NCBI's taxonomy places the organism in Eukaryota, Metazoa, Arthropoda, Insecta, Thysanoptera, Thripidae.
GAGGACGACUUCCCAAAUUCCCGAGGAUAGGAGUAGCAAACAUUAGAUUGGAGACCGAAAGUGAAAUAUCGGAGUGUGACAGUGAGAGUGAACACAGCUUUCAAAUGCGCGAUACAGCUUCAGCUCGUGACACAAGCGAUACUUCAUCCAAAUCGGAGUCGGAGUACACUUUAGCCAGUCUGUCCGAAGGAGAAGUUUCUGAAAUAUCAUCUGGACCUGAUGAUGUUUGCAUUGUUGGUGAUUUUGACCAACUAGUUUCUGAUUUUGGAUCAGACAUUUCUGUAGUUGCGGAUCUAUCGGAUUUUUCUGAUAGGUCAACAGAUCCGGAAAUAAGCAAGGCAGAUUAUUGGAAAUGUGUAAGGUGUGGAACAACAAACAAAAAUCCAUGCUUUCGAUUGUGUAUUAGGUGUUUUAGGGAACGAAAAAGUGGUCUGCCUCCUCGUCCUAAGAGUAGAAAAAAUACAUUAUCCCAAGAAAGCAUAUCAAGUUCAAGUACCCUAGAGCAACAAGACAGUGGGCUUGGAUUAAGCCAACAAAGUAGUCCUCCAGAUGUAAGUGAUGCCAGUGAAGCAGCUGGUGAACCUAAGUGCGGUUGUUGUUUUGAGCGUCCGGUGGACUCAAUAUUCCUCCAUGGUGAUGUUGCUCAUCAAAUCUAUUGCUAUAAGUGCUCACAAAGAGUUUGGAAGGAAAGAAAAAGGUGUCCGUGCUGCAAUCGAGUUUCGAAGGUCAUCAAGGUGUACAGGAGCCCCAUGAUUGGUGAGAACUAAUGAGUAUUAAAAAUGAGUAAUUAAUAAGUAAGUUUCAAAAAAAAAAGAAAGGUUUAAUUUCAAAACUGAGAAGAGCUAGGAAGUUUUAAUUCUCUUAUUUACAAUCUCAAAAUCUGUGCUCAAGGCUUUACUUCUAAAUUCUAUGAUUUUAAAUUUGAAAUCUUAAAAUUCUGUUUGGAAUGUUCUUUUGGGUUCCAACUGAAAAUCAUGUAUCAGGUGUAGUAGAUUUUUCUGUGGCUUCACAAUUUUCUUCAAGUGCUGCCUAAGAGAAUUAUAACCCUCCAUCUUUGAUGUUUUCUACCCAAUCUUCCUGAAGAGGUGGUAAGUUUCUGCCCUCUCUGUUUAUUUAGACUACAGGUUCCUAUGAAAUCGGUGCUGAGGGUCAUCUCAUGUUUUUCGUUGUACUAAAUUUUUCAAUCAAGAAAUUUUGAUUGGCAAGUUAAUGUUUAAAGCCAGGUUAAACUUGACUGUCAGGGAGUCUCCCUUUUUUCAGUUUGGGGAAAGUUUGAUUUUUCAAUUUCAAUUGUUGUUUGUAAAUAUGAUCUUGUUAUAUUUUUUUAGGAUCUUCUCAUUGUUUUCCUAGUGCUUUAAACUAAUUAGGGUUUUCCAAUUUAGACAACUCUCUACAUUCUAUUUUAACUAGUAGUUUUUCAAAUAAUUGCCAAUCCCUAUAUCUGAAUCUAUCGUUCAGCCUGGCCCUCUGCAACAUUGCACAACGCGAAACCAGAGGAAAAUUGGUCAAGUUAGUAGCUGCUCAACUUAAUCCGCGUAUUUCAAGCUCUAGUUGAUGACUAUCAAUUUUUCUUUGGUUUUAUUAGCUAUUUCCUUCUUUAUAUUGGACUCUGCUUGACUGAACUGUUAAAGGAAAAGCAUUGUUUCUUUCAUCAGUUUCAUGUUGAGUGAAGAGGUGAUCGCCGCAAUGAUGUAGUAUAUUAACAAAUUUUAUAUUGCCUAGUAAAAUGUAAGUGGUUUACAGGGUAAUUGAAAACCAUUAAUGCUUUCAAUUUUAUAUCGUAAAGUUUGUUGAAAUUGUAUUUCUGUUUUCAAAUAUUCAAUUUAAAGCUGGAAGAUGCAACAAGCUGUCAUUGCUUGCACUCUAGCAUUUUAAAAAUGGGCAAGCAGACUUGUGUAUUCCCACAUCUUGCUCUACAACACAUUCUGUUGGGGCAUGUUGUGAAAAUUUUUAUUUUUUGUAAUGUCUUUUUUUUUAAAGUUUCUCUCUUUCUCUUCCUUUUUUAAAGAAGUUUCACCAAUGGAGCUUGAAGACUUCUGGCUCAUAACUGGUGGAGAUGUUUGCUUAGAUACUUCACAUAUUACCUAUGAUGAUAAAAAAGGAAAGAAAAGAAAAGAAACCUGUUUGUCUUGGUUUGGUUCCUUAAACAGGAUCAAAGUAAACUUCCAACUGAACUUUUCAUGUGAAGUUUAGGUCCUGAAGUCAACUCAAUUAGUUUUUUGGUGUUAUUCGGUUUUGUGUCUCCUAAACUUAGAAAUUUGACAUUGACGGGAGUUGAGACCCCUGUCUUAUUCUAUCAAAGAAUAUGGCAAUUAGGAACUUAGAUGGGUUUGGGGGUUGAUUUGCACUUGUGCCAUAAUCUACACCAAACACACUCAUUAAUAUGACUUUUGCAUUUGAUUUCUUCAAAUGUCUACUUUGAUUUUCUUGAACAUGCACACAUGAUUUCAUUUUAAAAUGACCAAAAUUACCUGGGAUGUAAUGCUGUUAGCAUUGUGGGGUGAAAUUGGUUAUUCUCUAGUCCUUUUAUUGUGUUUAAAACUUUAUUGACGUGUACAGAAGUGUGCUUUAUACACUUUCUUAUAGUACGCUACAUUAUUUUUGUAAACAGCCGCGGAUCGGGUUUGGAGCAUUCGUCUGUACUGAGAAAAAAUAAAUAAAAAAAAGCAACAAAACAAACACUGAGUGUGUACUCAAAAUCAGAGUGCCGCUGUAUGUGACAACAGAUUUAAUAAAUAGGUAUUUAAUCUAA